CACAGGGACACGCCCGAGGACAACGCCUCGCUGCCGUGGUCGUUCGACGAGGCGACCAAACCGAGGGUGGAUGAAAUCUUGGCGCGGUAUCCGACGAAUUACAAACGAAGCGCGAUGAUCCCGCUGCUCGAUCUCGCGCAGCGCCAGAACGCGGGACACCUGUCGCUGUCGCUGAUGAAUCACGUCGCGGAGAUCUGCGAGGUGGCGCCGAUACGCGUGUACGAGGUGGCGACGUUUUAUUCCAUGUUUAAUCGACAAAAGAUGGGCAAGCUGCACGUGAUGGUGUGCGGGACGACGCCGUGCAUGCUGCGAGGCGCGCGAGACAUCGAGCGCGCGCUGAGCGAAUACAUGGGGGUAGAGAAGUUUGAGACGACCAAGGAUGGGAUGUUCACGCUCGGGGAGAUGGAGUGCAUGGGGUGCUGCGUGAACGCGCCGAUGAUCGCCGUGGCGGAUUACAGAGCGGGCGUCGAGGGGUACUCGUACAAUUAUUACGAAGACUUGACCCCGCAAUCCGCCGUGCGCGUGUGCGAAGAGUUAAAGGCUGGGAAAUCGCCGCGCGUCGGGUCGCAAACGCGCGAUAAGGCGGAACCGCUCCCCGGGCAGACGACGCUCUUGGAGCCGCCGCCCGGGCCGCAGUGUCGCGACCUGAAC
Ostreococcus lucimarinus CCE9901 is the source of this 651-nucleotide messenger RNA. RefSeq lists its product with no specific name. Gene Ontology annotation, biological process: mitochondrial electron transport, NADH to ubiquinone. The annotation marks the transcript as partial. The transcript has a single exon. Lineage: Eukaryota; Viridiplantae; Chlorophyta; Mamiellophyceae; Mamiellales; Bathycoccaceae. The record is from RefSeq and is a predicted model, not a curated record. Gene Ontology annotation, molecular function: NADH dehydrogenase activity.